CAGACACAAUUACAUCGUUUUCUGUGGAGCUGCCUGGAAUGCACUUACUUCGUCCUACUUCCCAACAGUAAGAAAAUAGCAACUAAGGAAGACAAGAGGAGUUUGCUGCUGUGGGGCUCAGUGCAUGUGUGUGUUUCCUGGGCUUGCUUGUCUCUUACCCAGUGAUUAGAGCCUCCUGACUCAAUUGAGACAGACUGAAUUCAUAACAUCAGUGCAUUCUCUGCCUUCCACUGCAGCGACUGAACCCUUUCAGAUAACUUAUUUUCAAGUCUGAAGAAUACUGGAUGAAGAUACAUAAAUAAGGAACAGUUGUUUUUGUACUAAGGAAAGGUUUUUCUCCACUUGUUUUCCAAGGUGGUUUUAGUCUUCCUAUUACGUGAAAUAGGCUCCUCCAAUCUGGAAUAAUGUCUUUAUAUGGGUGCAGAGGCUCCUGGUUACUAGUGCUGCUUGGUGUUGUGAGUGUGCUUGUGGUGCUGAUAGCUGGUAACGCUGGGCACAACGAGGACAGGGGGGAGACUGGACCAUCCUGCUUCGGGGGCUUUGACCUCUACUUCGUUCUGGACAAAUCUGGGAGUGUGCAGCACCACUGGAUUGAAAUCUAUCACUUUGUGGAACAUCUGGCUCAUAAAUUCAUAAGUCCACAGCUGCGCAUGUCCUUCAUUGUGUUCUCCACUGAGGGAAGAAUUUUGAUGCGGCUCACAGAGGACAGGGAGCAGAUUCGCAAAGGUCUGGAGGAGCUCCAGAGGGUACUUCCAGGGGGAGACACCUUUAUGCACGAGGGCAUCCAGAGGGCCAGUGAGCAGAUAUAUUAUGGAAACUCAGAAGGAUACCGUACUGCCAGUGUCAUCAUAGCUCUCACAGAUGGAGAGUUGCAUGAGGACCUCUUCUACUAUGCUGAGAGAGAGGCCAACCGCUCGCGGAGUCUGGGUGCCUCCGUAUACUGUGUGGGGGUGAAGGACUUCAAUGAGACACAGCUGGCAAAGAUUGCUGAUAGCAAGGACCAUGUAUUCCCAGUGAACGAUGGCUUUGAAGCACUGCAGGGGGUCAUUGAUUCAAUAUUAAAGAAGUCCUGUAUUGAGAUCCUGGCGGCUGAGCCCUCCAGUAUCUGUGCAGGAGAAACUUUCCAGGUGGUGGUUAGAGGAAAUGGCUUCCUCCAUGCUCGGAAUGUCGAUAAGGUUCUGUGCAGUUUCCGAAUCAACGACACACUCACCAAGAGUGUGAAGCCAUUAAUAGUGGAAGAUACAUAUCUCCUCUGUCCUGCCCCCAUUCUACAGGAAGAGGGAAUGGCAGCCAAACUCUAUGUCAGCAUGAAUGAAGGUCUCAGUUUCAUCUCCAGUUCAGUCACCAUUACAACAGUGGGCUGUUCUGAUGGAACCAUCCUGGCCAUCGCCCUGCUCAUCCUCAUGCUGCUUUUAAUCCUCAUGAUUCUCUGGUGGUUCUGGCCUCUCUGCUGCACUGUGGGCUCUGCCAAAAUCCAACAGAAGGAGCUGGUAGUUAAAAGCGUACAUAUUAUCCAUGAGCCACCACCACCAGUAGUAGAAGACAGUUCGGAUGAGGAAGAAGAUGGGAUGCCUAAGAAGAAGUGGCCCACGGUCGAUGCCUCCUACUAUGGGGGCAGAGGUGUUGGUGGAAUCAAAAGGAUGGAGGUGCGUUGGGGUGAGAAAGGCUCUACUGAGGAGGGAGCCAAGCUGGAGAAGGCAAAGAACGCCAGGGUGAAAAUGCCUGAGCAGGAGUUCAUACAGUCCCCCACCCGCAUUCUCAACAAUGGCAUGCGCAAGCCUCCAGGCCCUCACAAGUGGUACUCACCAAUCAAGGGAAAAUUGGACGCUCUGUGGGUGUUGCUGUCGAAAGGCUAUGACCGCGUGUCUGUGUUGAGACCACACCCAGGAGACAAGGGCCGAUGCAUGAACUUCACCCGGGUCAAGUCCAAUCCUCCUCCUCGCUACCCCCACUACAACCAUCACUCAGCCCCCAUCUACACCCCUCCAAGCGGAUGCAGCCCACCGCCUCCCCAAGGCAUGCUCCCCCCUCCCCCCAACAGCCCCCCAGCAUCCCCUUUUCCAUCCUCCACCUCCACACUGCCCUCAACAUCCCCUCCUUUUUCUACCACUCCUCUUCCACCUCCAAUUUCUCCACCUCCUACCAUUACACCUCCACCUUACACUCCACCUCCAACUCGAACCCUUCCUCCAAGCACUCUGUAUAUUCCUCCUCCUCCUAUGUGUCCCCCCUCCCCUCCACCACCUGCAUCCCCAACCGGCUCUCUACCCCCUCCCCCUCAGGCCCCUCCUCCAGGACGAGGCUUCCUGCCCCCACCCCCUACCCGCCCACCACCACGCCCCUCUCUGUAGAUCCUCAGCAGUGAUUGGAAGAGAGAGGGACACGGGAUGACUAGGACAAGGAAGAUCAACAUGAAUCACAACUGUCCUGUCUCCCCUAAAUCUUUGAUUGUUCCCUCAUUCCACUGCCAGUCAGGAUAUCUGUGUGGCUCACGCCACAACCAACCAGCUGAUGACUUGUCAGCUAUUUGUCUACAGUGGGCCAUGUACACAUCUAGGUCAACAGUACAAAGAGAAGUUGUACUUAAGGUUCUACAGAUGUCUCCUGAUGGACAGCUUUCCUCAUAGAUAUACAUCUAUGUUGUCCAUAGAUGGCCAGGUCUGCACAAAAACACGGUUACCUUGUCACUGUCUUGAGGGCUAAGCCCAUCUAUCCAUUCUAGAACCAACAGAAGAAUGGAUGGAUAUCGUUGUGACAAAGCAAAGCCAAGUAUUGGAUGGUUGCCUCUUAAAAAAUGUUUUUACCAAGGCUCUAGAGAGUUGGCAUAGGUAGUAUUAUGUUCAGAAAAAAAUUGAGAGAUGUCUCCAAAUGAUAUUCCAAUAAUGUAUCAGUCUGAAUUAUAAGUUAUUAUGAGCAGCGGAAGGAUUCUUUGCCAGUGGUAGUUUCUUUAGAGAUUAGCCAAAGUAAAUCCAGGAAAAGUAAUAUCUCAAUGAAUCACUAAAAAGUCCCAGUGCCAAUCGCCCUGCUGCACUGCACAAUUAUUGUCAAGUCAAGGGCAAGUUUGCAUAAUGUCAGCAUAGAGGAUGAUUUUGUGCCUUAAUGAGCCUUUAAAUGGGCAGCGCAGUUAACGUGAUUUUCCUGGUUUUUUAUGAUAUUUCUACACUAUAAGGUCGAAAUUACACUCAGAAAUUUUGAAAAUGAUGAUAGUCUUUUUUGUGUAAGAGCUGUUUAAAAAAUAUAUAUAUUUUCAUUUUUUUCUACACACCCACACGAUCAGACUGAGCAUUUCAAUGGCAAAAGGAGGCACAGGGAAAUAAAUGACAAAAUAUAUUAUUUUCAAUAAACACGCACAGUGAUUUAUUAGACAUACAGUGAUGAUUUAAAAAUUAAAAAAGACUGCAUGGGGGCUUUAAUUAAAAACACAAUGUUAUCUGAGAGCAAUUACAUUCCCGUGGUUUAAGUAAUUUGUUAAUGCAUGUAACAGUGUUUUGAUUAAUUAAUGGGUGUUCGUUUAUAUCAUUCAUAAAAAUGUUUAUACAUAUAGAGUGUAUAAAUAUGUCUUACUUUUUGUGUCUUUGUAUUGUUCACUCAGUAUUGGAUGACAAUUUUUGCAGAGUAUGAUUGUAGGGUGAAAUAAUGAAUUAUUGCG
Messenger RNA from Coregonus clupeaformis (lake whitefish), 3649 nucleotides. RefSeq names its product anthrax toxin receptor 1-like. Gene Ontology annotation, molecular function: signaling receptor activity. The record is from RefSeq and is a predicted model, not a curated record. The coding region runs from base 405 to 2351 and encodes 648 amino acids. The transcript has 19 exons. Lineage: Eukaryota; Metazoa; Chordata; Actinopteri; Salmoniformes; Salmonidae. Gene Ontology annotation, cellular component: membrane.